GAAAAAGGUUGCAAAACAGAGACGUUCUUGUUGACAGCAUCGAUUCAUGCGUCGAUUAUCUGUAUAAAAGAUAGUGAACACACAUAUCUCCCAUCAAAUUUCACUUAGUGUAUCUUCAGGUAGUUUCAGAUAUCACAAACAUGCUGAUAUGACGGGACGUUUUCACUAAUCUUCAUACAGUACCUACAGUUGAGGAAUUUAGUACCCCACCAUGAGCUUUUUGAGACAGCUAAAGCUUUUAUUAUGGAAGAACUUCACCCUCAGGAGGAGACAGCCAGGCAGAAUUGUCAUAGAGAUUGCUUGGCCCCUAACAUUAUUUAUUAUCCUGGCUUGGGUGAAGUCAAGAGGCCUUCAAGAAAUGAGACAUGAAUGUCACUUUGAUGGCAAAGCUAUGCCUUCAGCGGGGCUGGCCCCUUUUUUGCAGGGAAUUAUAUGCACAACCAACAAUACGUGUCAUAAGAAGGAAACAGAUGGAGAAUUUGCUGGACAAAUUCAAGACUUCAAUACUUCAUUAUUUUUCAAAUUGUUUCGUGAUUCUGAAGUGCUCUUCAAUAAUCAGUCAAUGGAGGAUGAACUGUUACGGUUGAUAGAUGAUAUUAAAGUUCUACAAAUAUUAGGGGAAGUAACCAUUAAUGGGACCCUACAAGGUGGGUUUACUGUCGGCAGUAUUCUUGUGGACCCCAAUGUGUUGAGAGAUCAAGUGAUAAGCCAAAACAUAAGCCUUACUCCAACUAUUGUAAAUGAUAUACUCAAUGCUUCACUGAAUCCUAUUGGGCUGUUGAACAUUGCCACCAAUAUGUCCAACCCUCUAGGGUCUUUAAACAGGGAGCUAGUUUGUAACACAUCGUGGCUGGAGAAUAUCCUGGUAUUCUCCGACCCCACUACUCUGAACAAUGUGUCACAGGCUCUAUGCAACCUCACAAUGGAUGAGAUGAACCAACUGCAGGCUGAUUUUGUGCAGGAUUUUGAUAUCGUCAAAACUCUUACAGAGGUGAGGAACCUGACAUGUAACAAUGCUGGGGAGUGUGUUAACUUUGAUGAGGAAACAUUUGAACUGUUCAGGAGAUUCUCUCAGGAUGUAUCCAACCAGGAUAGUUUCAAUGCGCUGUUUGUUGAGGGGGCUCGCCUGUUGGCAGACAUUCAGAUGUUACAGAACAGUAGUAAUGCUGAUGAGGAAUUAAGCAUGCUGGUCUGUGGGCGCAGGGAGGGUGCUCUGUUCCCAGCCUCCAGCCUGUUUGGGGCUUUAACGAAUGGGACUUCUGGAGCUAUGCCGGAUUUCAGCUCUUACCAACAGGGAGCAUUUGAGAGACGUAGGAAGAAACGUGAUACUGAUGACAGUGACACCUAUCAGAGAGACAACACAACCACUGACUAUUGCAAUGACCUCGAGGCCAGUCUGAAAGAUAAUGCUGCCACCAGGGUGCUCUGGAACCAGGUUAAACCUCUCAUCAGGGGUAAGGUGCCCUUCACACCAAACACUCCUGCCGUUCAGAAAAUUGUCAAAAUGGCGAAUGGUACAUUCGAAGAUAUUGGUAGAAUUCGCACUCUAGCAGAGGCCUGGUUGGAAAAUGAACCAGCUAUCUAUAACUUCCUUGACACCAACCCUGCUGUCAGAGGUGCCUAUAUAAUUAUGAACACCAGGUGCCAAGCAGGGGAAACAUGGGCUUGUGUAUGGGCCAGGUUUCUCUACAAUGGACCUAAGGCCCCUGGCAGCUAUGACUGGAGGGACAGUAUUAAGUCUGUCACUGAUAUACUCAAUAUGACCAAAUCUCUUGUUGAGUGUUUUGAGGUUGAGAAAUUUGUUGGCUACGACAAUGAAACUGAACUGGUAAAAGCUAGCUGGAAACUUAUAUCAGAAAAUAAAUUCUGGGCAGCUAUUGAGUUUGAUGCUGACCAGUUUGGUGAUGAUGGUGAAACUAUUCCCCAACACCUUAACUACAAGAUUAGGAUGGAGACCAAGCGAGUAGACAGCACAAAGUCACUCAUGGACAGCUUUUGGAAACCUGGCUCUAGGAGAAGCCCCCUCACAGAUAUGAAAUAUGUCGCCUAUGGCUUUGUAUACCUGCAAGACAUGCUUGAUCAUGGCUAUGCACAGGAGCUGAAUAAAAUGGAAGAAAAGGUUGGGGUGUAUCUACAACAAUUCCCAUACCCUUGUUAUAUUUAUGAUACUUUUACCCGGGCAAUAUCAAGAAGUCUGCCACUAUUCAUGGUGCUGGCUUGGAUCUACUCAGUGUCGAUGAUAGUGAAGGGGAUAGUGUACGAGAAAGAGAAGAGGUUGAAGGAGGUGAUGAAGAUGAUGGGAUUAACCAAUGGGAUCCACUGGCUGGCAUGGUUUAUCACCUGCUUCAUUAUGAUGUUCAUCACUGUCAUAUUGCUUGUAGUCGUCCUAUCAGUGGGUAAAGUUCUGGCCCAUUCUGACCCAAGUGUGCUCCUCGUGUUCAUGAUCUGCUUCACCACAGCCACCAUCAUGCAGUGUUUCCUCAUCAGCGUUCUCUUCAGCAGGGCCAACUUGGCUGCUGCCUGUGGGGCUAUCAUAUACUUUGUCCUUUACUUGCCCUACACUAUCAUGUUGAGGUGGGAGGAGGACCUCACUGUCACUGCAAAGAACUUAGCUGGUUUGUCAUCAACUGUGGCAUUCAGCUGGGGAACCAACUAUUUGUCUCGCUAUGAGGAGCAGGGAGUAGGGGCCCAAUGGAGCAACAUUUGGAAGAGCCCUAUCCCCAGUGACAACUACAACCUGGUUAUGUGUAUGUUAAUGCUGUUGAUAGAUUCUGUGGUCUAUAUGGUACUUGCCUGGUACAUAGAGGCAGUAUUCCCAGGUGAAUUUGGUGUUCCAAAGCCUUUCUACUUUCCAUUCACAAAGUCCUACUGGUGUGGCCAUAGCUACAGGGCAGAGGAUAGGGAAGCAAACAAUACGUACAAUGUCGACCAUACGUUUGAGAUGAAUGAUAAUCAAAGAGGGUCUGAAGAAUUUGAAGCUGAGCCAAGAGAUAAAAAACUGGGUGUUGCCAUUAAGGGUUUGAAAAAGGUGUAUAGUAGAGGCAAGAAGCUUGCAGUGAAUCAACUCUCUAUAAACUUCUAUGAGGAUCAUAUCACAUCAUUUCUGGGCCAUAAUGGAGCUGGGAAGACAACAACCAUGUCUAUUCUGACUGGUCUGUUUCCACCAACAGAGGGCACUGCUUACAUCUACGACAAGGAUAUUCGCUUAGACAUGGAUGAGAUUCGACAAAGUCUUGGAAUGUGCCCCCAAUAUAAUGUCCUGUUUGACUGCCUGACUGUUGAGGAACAUUUGUGGUUCUAUGCCAGCCUGAAAGGUAUGGAUACAAAGACAAUACAGCCUGAGCUGGAGAAGAUGGUUGUAGAUAUAGGACUACCACAUAAAGUCAAAGAAGAAUCCAAGAAUCUUUCAGGGGGUAUGAAAAGGAAACUGUCUGUUGGUAUAGCAUUUGUUGGUGGCUCUAAGACCGUGAUUCUGGAUGAGCCAACUGCAGGGGUGGACCCAUAUGCCAGGAGACAGAUUUGGGAGCUGCUGCUCAAGUAUAGGAAAGGGCGAACAAUUUUGUUGUCAACACAUUUCAUGGAUGAAGCAGAUAUCUUGGGGGACAGGAUAGCGAUUAUAUCCCAGGGAAAGCUGAAAUGCUGUGGAUCCAGUUUGUUUCUUAAGAGUCGUUAUGGGAGUGGCUACUAUCUGACAAUGGUGAAAGGUGUGCAGCCAGCAUACAAUACUGGACCCGAGACUGAAAAGAAACCUGAUACAGAUGAAGCAAUAAGACCUGGCAGUUCUCUCAGUGCAGCAACCAUCAAAGAAAUACAUGCUGAGCUAGAUGGGGCAUCUGAGGUUGAUGAGGGAGUGGCAGAUGUUGAUAAGUCUGAUACAGCAUCCAGUAGAGACACCCCUCCUGCUAGUGAAACCAAUGAAGUGCUGACUCCAUGUGAUGAUGACAAAGUAACAGAGUUUGUAGAACGCUAUAUUCCUGAUGCUGUACUGGUAGAGAAUAUCGGCACAGAGCUCUGCUACCAGCUCUCCAGUGAUGGCGCCAGUGACGGCUCCUUUGAGAGACUUUUCAGGGGCUUAGAUAAGAACAUGGCUGACCUUGGGGUGUCCACUUAUGGUGUAUCAGAUACUACACUAGAGGAGGUGUUCUUGAAAGUGGCUGAUGAAUCUGAGAAUGGAGAGCUGACAGAUGAGACAAGACGUAGUACACUGGACAUUAUGACAGAAGGUGGCAGGUAUCCAAGACCAAUCUCCCGACUGAGCUUUCGAAGCAAAUGCCGGAGCUUCUUCGGCAAGAAUGGCAAGAUUGAUUCAAAAGGCUUGCUGAGCAGUAACCCAUACUUAGAUGAUUCAGUGUCUAUUGGAGGUCAGUCUGUUGACAGAGCCUCAACAUCAGUUGAUAUCGGCUCUGAAGUUGAAAACUGCAAUGGUACAGGUUCAUACAAGAUCUCAGGAUUCCCCUUGAUUCGUAGACAGUUUGUUGCCCUGUUCAUCAAACGUUUCCAUCAUGUUAGAAAGAGCAGGAAGGGUUUUGUUAGUGAGAUUCUCCUCCCUGCAGGGUUUGUUUGUCUAGCUUUGUUAAUUGCUAGUAUUAUUCCACCGUAUGAACAAGACCCACCCCUUGAGCUUCAUCCCUGGCAGUACAGCAACGUGAAAGGCAAACAGGACCAACAACUCUUUACAUUCUACAGCAAUGAUGCCCCAGAUAACAAGUAUGCUGCAAGGUUUGAAGAGUUAAUGCAUACUGGUCCUGGACCUGGCACAAGAUGUAUGAACUCAUCCAUCUAUGAAAUAAGUGGUUUCCCAUGUCAGAACCAGUAUGCAAAUAGCAAAUGGUCUCCUAUCCCAGAAUACAAUGCAAAUAUGACGUCUGACUGUGACUGCAGUACAGGACGCCAGGAAUGUCCAGCUGGAGCAGAGGGACCUGAACCACCAUAUAAAACUUUGCAGACAACAGACUUCCUGUAUAAUAUGACAAUGAGAAACAUUUCUGAUUGGAUAAGGAAAACAAGAUGGGAUGAUCAGUAUUUUCAGAAGAGGUAUGGUGGGUUUUCAUUUGGUGAGGUCAACCAGGAUGUCAAUGUGAAUGUGACAGGAGUGAAUAAUCUACUACAGAGGAUCUACAAGGAGUUCAAUGACAGGGACAUCCCAGGGUUACAGUUCAAUGUCUCACAGAACAUCACAGAGGACUUUGAAAAUCUACUUAAUGAUUUGUAUACGAGGAAUAAUGCAAAGGUGUGGUUCAACAACAAAGGUUGGGCAUCUAUGCCUAUCUACAUGAACGUAAUGAACAACAUGAUCCUACGUGCCAACCUCCCUGCCAGUGAAGACCCCCAUAACUAUGGUAUCACUACAUACAGCUUCCCUGUCAAUCUCACCAAGUCACAACUUGAUGAUAAAUUAUUGGACUCAUCUGUGAUAGAUGUCUUAAUUGCGAUCUGUGUAAUCUUCGCGCUGUCCUUCAUUCCUGCCAGUUUUGUCAUCUACCUCAUUGAAGAGAGGACGUCUAACUCGAAACACCUCCAGUUCGUCAGUGGAGUGAAUCCUGUUAUCUAUUGGUUAUCAAACUUUGCCUGGGAUAUGUUGAACUAUGCCAUCCCUGCCAUUCUUGUGAUAUUGAUAUUCCUGGCAUUUAACCAGAAGGCAUAUGUAUCAGCAGCAAACUUCCCUGUGCUUCUUCUCUUGCUGUUCCUCUAUGGCUGGUCCAUAGUGCCGAUGAUGUACCCUGCCUGUUAUGUAUUUGAAGUUCCCAGCUCUGCCUUUGUUGGCUUGUCCUGCAUCAACGUAUUCCUUGGCUUCACCUCCACCAUUGCCACCUUCACUCUACAGCUCUUCAAUGAUGAUGAGUUGACAAAUAUCAACAACAUUCUGAUGCAAGUGUUCCUUGUUCUCCCUCACUAUUGCUUAGGGAGAGGGCUGUUUGAUCUCACAAGGAACCAACUGCAGUCAGAUAUUCUAGCCCAAUAUGGGGAGAGUAGUUUUACAGACCCAUUUAAGUGGGACCUUGUUGGGAGGAACCUUUGUUGUAUGGCUAUACAGGGGGUGGUAUUCUUUGCCUUUAACUUACUCCUCCAGUACAGAUUCUUCUGCAGUCCAAGGUUUAUCAAACCUAGAGAGACUAAUUUAGAUGAUGAAGAUGAAGAUGUGGCUCGUGAAAGGCAAAGAGUUAUCACAGGAGGAGCCAAUGAUGACAUGUUGAGAAUUGAAGAGCUUACAAAGGUUUACCGCACGAGGAAGGGUAAACACACAGCAGUUGAUGGUGUUUGUGUAGGUAUCCCUCGGGGAGAGUGCUUUGGUCUUCUGGGGGUGAACGGAGCAGGGAAAACUACGAUGUUCAAAAUGUUGACAGGGGAUGUUCCUGUAACCAAGGGAGAUGCGUAUCUGGAUAAACACAGUAUUCUAACAGAGAUGACGUCAGUGCACCAAAGUCUUGGGUACUGUCCUCAAUUUGACGCCCUUGACCCUUUACUAACUGGCGAAGAACAUCUACAGUUUUAUGCCAGACUGAGGGGCGUACCAGAGAAAGAAGUAACGACUGUAGCAAAAUGGUGCAUACAGAAGCUAGGGCUAAGUGCUUAUGCAAAUAAAUGCUCUGAAGACUAUUCCGGAGGGAACAAACGUAAACUGUCAACAGCGAUAUCUCUAGUUGGCAACCCACCUGUUGUGUUUCUCGAUGAGCCUACAACUGGGAUGGACCCUAAAGCUAGAAGGUUUCUCUGGAACUGCAUCUCAAAUAACAUUAAACAAGGAAGAUCAGUUAUUCUCACUUCUCAUAGUAUGGAGGAAUGUGAGGCCCUAUGUGGGAGAAUAGCCAUCAUGGUCAAUGGAAAGUUCCAAUGUCUCGGCAGUGUACAACAUUUAAAAAAUAGGUUUGGUGAGGGGUAUACCAUCAUAUUAAGAGUAUCUGGCUCCAAUCCAAUUCUAACUCCUCUAAUAAAGAGAUUAGAGCAACAUUUCCCCGAUGCUCUCCUGAAGGAGAAGCACCACAACAUGCUGCAAUAUCAAUUGGGGGAGAAAGGCGACUCACUUGCAAAUAUAUUCUCAACCAUGGAGAAUCUUAGAGUAGAGUUUAACAUUGAAGACUAUAGUGUUAGUCAAACUACAUUGGACCAGGUCUUUAUAAACUUCGCCAAGAAGCAGUCUGACUUACUGGAUGAUGAACUAGCUGCCCAAGCAGCAGUAGGUGGAGAGUCAGAAUCUCAGAGUAAUCAAAACAAAUCUGACCUGACCAGUGGAGUUCACUAUGACAAUGUACAGGAAACUGAUCAUGAGCCUAGUCUCUAUGGCAGCCAGGUUGACUUGUUGCCAGGCAACUCACAUGCCAAUCCAGCCAAUCAACAAACUCUUUCCUUUGCAUAGAAUAUAAUGGUGAAUGAGUACAUGAUAUUGAAUUAGGAUAUACAACGAUGUUAAAUGAUAUAUGUGUACGAUCUUUAUUGAUGUACAACAAUUUUAUGUAAGAAUACACAAUGAGAAAUAUACUACGCUAUGUGAGGUGCGUGCAUUCAAAAACAGGACUCAGUGUGUACCACUGUAGGGAACAAUAUUGACGUGGCUGAAUAAUACUUCAUCCAUUUCACCUUCUUUCAUGCAGGAGCAGCGAAAACUUAUGUGGUGGCGUCAGCAUUCUGUCUCAACAUGAGGAUUAAUGUUCUAUAAACACA
This is a messenger RNA of Owenia fusiformis, 7659 nucleotides long. Lineage: Eukaryota; Metazoa; Annelida; Polychaeta; Sabellida; Oweniidae. The record is from the annotation of a GenBank genome assembly.